AUGAUAACCCAACACGCACCAAAGAGAAAUCCAAGGAAAACUAACAGACUAAAAUACAAAACCUUGCUAACGCAUCAGAUAGGUACAAACAAACCUAACGACAUCGAUGAUAUCGACAACAUCGAACAAAACGUAAACAAACUAACGGAGUGCAUUAAGACAAGUUAUGAACAAGCUUGUCCUCUGAAGAAAAUCAACACAAAUCGACUGUCAAAAAACAGCUGGUGGGGCCCAGAUCUGGAAAGAAUGAGGAAAAACCUCAGACAUCUUUUCAACAGAGCAAAAAACACCAGACAAGAACAAGAUUGGGACAACUACAAGGAAGCCCAAUACAAAUACAACAAACGCGUCAGAGAAAAAGACAAAACCGCGUGGCAAAAGUUUUGUACAAGCAUAGAGUCGAACGACACUGCAGCCCGCAUACGUAAGAUUCUAGCAGACGACAACACCCGCACACUCGGCUCGCUGAGGAAAGCUGACGGAACAUACACUAAGGAUGACAAAGAAAUAAGCGAAACGCUCAUUGAAACGCAUUUCCCUGGCUGUAGAAUAGUAGACUCAGCAGACUGGGAACACAACCUAGGACACCAUCCCACAGAUGAGGAUUGGGAUCUUGCUAACAACACACCUGGAGAGAAGUAA
Maniola jurtina (meadow brown) is the source of this 642-nucleotide messenger RNA. RefSeq lists its product as uncharacterized. The record is from RefSeq and is a predicted model, not a curated record. The transcript has 2 exons. Bases 1 to 642 code for a protein of 213 amino acids. Lineage: Eukaryota; Metazoa; Arthropoda; Insecta; Lepidoptera; Nymphalidae.